This is a messenger RNA of Perognathus longimembris pacificus (Pacific pocket mouse), 2452 nucleotides long. It is a transcript of the gene Gtf3c5, whose product is annotated as general transcription factor IIIC subunit 5. Gene Ontology annotation, cellular component: transcription factor TFIIIC complex. The record is from RefSeq and is a predicted model, not a curated record. The transcript is spliced from 12 exons. Gene Ontology annotation, biological process: transcription initiation at RNA polymerase III promoter. NCBI's taxonomy places the organism in Eukaryota, Metazoa, Chordata, Mammalia, Rodentia, Heteromyidae. Bases 211 to 1752 code for a protein of 513 amino acids.
CUCCAUUUCAAACGCCAAGUCGAGAACGCGGCGUCGUUCGCCCGCUGCAGGCCGCGCGGCCUCCCCCACCCCCGGGCGCCUGGUCCCCGGAGGCUUCGCGUCUAGCGGAAACCAGGGGGUCCGGAACGGUUCCUUGGCGGAACCUCUGAGAGGAGGCCCCGGGAGUGCUCUGAGGGACGGACUGUGGCGGGCCCCGCCAAGUUGGGAGGGAUGGCGGCGGACGAGGCGGCGCCGCGGGCCGCGGUGCCGGUGGAGCUGCAGCGGCGGCGGCUGGUGUGCGUGGAGUACCCGGGCGUGGUGCGCGACGUGGGGAAGAUGCUGCGCACGCUGGGCGGGGAGGAGGGCGUCUCCCGGAUCUACACAGACCCUACCAAAAGGCUGGAGCUGUACUUCCGGCCCAAGGACCCAUACUGCCACCCAGUGUGCGCCAACCGCUUCAGUACCAGCAGCUUGUUGCUGCGGAUCAAGAAAAGGACGAGACGGCCCCGAGGGGAGCCGGGGGCUGAGGCUCGCCCCCGAGUUUCCUUCAACAUGGAGAUCCUCGGCAUCGUCUCUACCAUUUACAAAUUUCAGGGAAUGUCUGACUUCCAGUUCUUGGCUGCGCAUACGGAAGAGGGCCACAAGCACGUGUCCAUGUACAACAAGGUGCUCCUGCUCAAGCCCGAGAAGGAGGCUUUCUUCCAGCAGGAAGUACCGCUCUACAUCCCCCCGCCCAUCUUCUCCCGGCUAGACACCCCCGUGGACUAUUUCUACCGCCCGGAGACACAGCACCGGGAAGGCUACAACAACCCCACCAUCUCGGGGGAGAACCUCAUCGGCCUGAGCCGGGCCCGGCGCCCCCACAAUGCCAUCUUCGUCAACUUCGAGGAAGCCGAGGUGCCUGUGCAGCCCCUGGAGGCGGCGGUGAACACGUGGAAGAGGGCCUGCACCAACCCCAUAGACCAGAAGGUGGAGGAGGAGCUGAGGAAGCUGUUCGCCAUUCGUCCCAUCUGGUCGCGCAAUGCGGUCAAGGCCAACAUCAGCGUCCACCCGGACAAGCUCAAGAUCCUGCUUCCCUUCCUGGCCUACUACAUGAUAACGGGCCCCUGGAGAAGCCUGUGGAUCCGGUUUGGCUACGACCCCCGCAAGCACUCGGAGGCCAAGAUUUAUCAAGUCCUCGACUUCCGAAUCCGUUGUGGAAUGAAAUACGGCGGCAGCGAGAUGCCUGUCAAGGCGAAGCGCAGCACCUACAACUACAGCCUGCCCAUCACCGUCAAGAAGACGCCCAGCCAGCUCGUCACCAUGCAUGACCUGAAGCAGGGCCUGGGCCCGUCGGGGGCGUCCGGCCCACGGAAACUGACCUCCAACAAGUAUAAGCUCAAGGAGUCGAUCUAUAUCUUCCGGGAGGGCGCCUUGCCCCCCUACCGCCAGAUGUUCUACCAGCUGUGCGACUUGAAUGUGGAGGGGUUGCAGAAGAUCAUCCACCGCAAUGACGGGGAGGAGACCGCGUGCACCGAGCGGGACGGCUGGUGCCUCCCCAAGACCACCGACGAGCUGAGGGACACCAUGUCCCUCAUGAUCCGGCAGACCAUCCGCUCCAAGAGGCCUGCUCUCUUCUCCAGCCCGGACAAGGCUGACCCUGCAAAAGAGCAGCUGAUGUUCGAAUCUGGGGAAGAGGAGGAGGAGGAGGAGGAAGAGGAAGAGGAGGAAGAUUUCAAGCCCUCGGACGGAAGUGAGAAUGAGAUGGAGACAGAGAUUCUGGACUACGUGUGACAAAGCCCUGGGCCCCAGGCUGGCCGGUCUGUGCUGUAGUUCCCGUGCCCCGCCCCUGGCGGGAGAGACGAGGAGGCCAUUCCCAGCGGCGCAGCUCUGCAGAAGUUCCCCGAAGCAGACAGACCUAUGGCCUGCAGCUUCCGGGAGGAACCAGGCCCACCUCCCCGGAGAGCGCCCUGGAAGCUUCCCGCCGUGCCCACGGGGCAGCUCAAGUCACACCGUCUCCAAAGCCAGAUGCCUCAAGCCCACCCCAGCCUGCGGAUCGGUUCCUGGAAAGCCCUCCCCCAAGGCAAGACUGGCGGCCUGACGGGCAGCCCGGCCAGAGCUGCAGCUCCCUGGCCUGCAGAGAAGGCUCACCGCAGAGGCGGCGGGAGAAGCAGCGCCCCGCCCCCCCCCCCCCCCAGUCCCCCUCUUGGUGAGACCUCCCUCUGGAGCCCCUGGCCCUGCUCUGGGGAUGUCUCAGCCGUGGCCACUCCCACUCCUGACGCCCCAUCUUCCAGGGCCUUCCUGGUCCCUGGGCAAAUCUGAGGCGGGUGCUGGGGUAGCCGCCCCCCCUCCUCCCGCCCCCCAGGCCCUGCUCCCCACAGCCCAGGCCACGCCCACGCUGCCUUAGAGCUGACUGGAAGGGCUUUAUUGAAGUCUACUCAAAUUCCAAAAGUAUGGCUGUUCUCUUAUACAAUAAAAGUGGUUUAUUUUGAAA